Messenger RNA from Poecilia latipinna (sailfin molly), 2185 nucleotides. It is a transcript of the gene plce1, whose product is annotated as phospholipase C, epsilon 1. The record is from RefSeq and is a predicted model, not a curated record. The transcript has 6 exons. Bases 353 to 1516 code for a protein of 387 amino acids. NCBI's taxonomy places the organism in Eukaryota, Metazoa, Chordata, Actinopteri, Cyprinodontiformes, Poeciliidae.
AUACUUCGGUGAGCACGUGAAUGCACCACAGAGGAUAGCGAGGUGUCCCACAUCAGCACGAGCUGCAGCGUCAACUGUCUCUACUAGGGUUGUGAAGCAGAGUCCCAGUCAAAGACAACCAAGCAGCGAGCUGAACUCCUGUGUCGAUUUGGUUGAUGCUGAGGGAAUUUUAAAGAAAGACUGCUGGUCUGCAGCAGGAAAACCAUGCAUCUGAAUUAUAUCCUGAUUUAGCCAGAGUUGAUGCACACAUGUGGCCCUGUAAGCUGUGACUGCGACCACGCUAUCAAGGAAAUUCCUCCAUCCUCCAGGGUCACCUCGAGAGAUUAACAACAGAUCAGAAGUCUACAGGGAGAUGGCCACUGAGGGAAACCAAACUGAAGUUGGCUCUGCAGCAGCAUUCCACCAUGUUUCACCUCUAUCCAGUGGGAGCAGACCCAGCAAACACGACAAAUAUGCAACUAAUCUGCAGGAAGCAAGGCGGAGCUCUGACCAGCGGUGGCUCUCAAAGCAGCGGAGCUGUCCUUCACUCCUCCUCCACAGGAAGCCGUCGUGUGACGAUGUCAAAGGGACUUUUUUGGACAAACAUUGUGAAGAGUACAAGUGCAACUUAAAAGUCAUCAGUCCCAAAGAAAAAGUGUCGAAGGAAGUCUCAACUGCUAAACAUGUUGAAAGAAAAACUACGACAUGUAGGAAUAAUUCAGAAGGACCUAUGUUCCUGGACAGUGCAGAAGAUAAUAUGAAUGAAGGUGGAAACAAAUCUACCAGUAGUCCAUGCUCCUGUGGCAUGUCUAGCUUUGAAAGAAGUAUGAAUUCUUGCUUAUGUGACAACCCUCAGCACAGUCCUAGCCCCGGCUCCAGUCCUGUUCAACAUUGUUACCUACGCCGUGGGAGCGUGCCUGUGUCCUUCCUGGCUUUUCGUAAGGGUGGUCCCUCCAGUGAGCCGAGCUCUUUGGCCUCCUCUCCCUGCGGCUCUCCCCAACUCUGCCUCCGCAAGCAUCACAAGAACGGUCACAUUUCUCUGUGCCAACUCAAAGAUGGAUAUUCGAGUUUAGAGAGACUAAAUAGAAGGCCCAAGAUUAAAGAAUGUUCCUUGGAUAAAGUGUUCUCUCAAAGUCCGUCUCUGGAAAUGAUACCAACAGCACUGGAGGCAUCUGCAGGAGGGGCCACAAUCUGCAACAGUGGGAGCAACAGCAGUGGUGAGGAAGAGGGAGACAUCCUGUCAGAUAGCAGAGAGUUUGACAGUAAAAAACGUUCCACUGUGCUGGUGAGGCGCUACUGCAAGAAUAAUGAGAAGGUGAUCAAGUCGGUGUCUGCAGGAACCAGCGCAAUUGUCAAAGAAUUGCCGUCAGGUUGCAUCUCAGAGGACACCUGUGGAAUUGUUAUUGAGCAUGCACUCUGGCGUCCUCGCAAAGAAGAUUUGUGGCCAAUCUUGACACAUGCAGAACAUUUCAGAGUCUGCAGGGAGAUGCUUCGUUCUGUCAGAGUGAGCCCACACCUGCACUGGUUUCUAUUUUGAAACCUACUGGUCUCUGAUAAAUUACCGAAGCACAUAUAGGGAAGGUUUUAGGGAAUUGAAUGGAUGUGCAGUCCUUCUCAUCUCCUGGUGAAAAAGUUUUGCCCAACUCUUUUCUAUACUCUGAUAAAGCAAGAUAAAUCUGCAGAAAAUUCCUGAUUCAGGGGAGAAAAAUGGUUCCCUGCUAUUGCUCGCCUCUGUUUUUGUUGAAAUGUUGUGCCUCUAAUGCAUGGAAGAUGAAUAAUUUGUACAAGGAAUACGUUAAUAGAGCAUGCACUCACACACACACACACACACACACACCGAAACACAGGCUCUUUGUUCAUGCGAGGCCCCUGCUGUGGAAAAUGAUUUAUUCUGUUAGUUCUGCUACCCGUAUUACUGACAGACUGAAUGACUGAGCCCUCUCUCUCUGUUUGUGUGUAUGUGUAAAUGGACUGAGCUGAGUUGGCAUCUGUGUUAGAUUUACAGCCACAGACAUUGUACAGAGAUGGAAGAUGGAGGCUCAGAACGCUAGUGGGCUAUUAUCAAGUUUCGAAACAAAAAGUGUUUCGUCAACAUGAAAACCUCUCACUGGAGCUGUUUCACUUUGGCAACAAGCAUUUGGAGACCAGACUGCUUUUCCCCACCUUUCAGCAGAACACAAUAAAUGAUAAGCCAUGCUGUUCGGUC